Schistosoma rodhaini is the source of this 1804-nucleotide messenger RNA. NCBI's taxonomy places the organism in Eukaryota, Metazoa, Platyhelminthes, Trematoda, Strigeidida, Schistosomatidae. The record is from the annotation of a GenBank genome assembly.
AUAAGCAUGUGCUCAUCAUCAGAAAAUAUUGUCGGGACUUGGUUGUUUAAAUGUUUAGAUAGAAAAUAAUGAAGUUCAUUUUUUUAUUGGCACAAUUUCGGGUUUUGCGUAAAUGUCGUCUCUAGAAGACGUUUGACCCCGCGUCGUCAAGGUUAGUUAGUUCAUCUGGACAUCGAUUUACUUGACACUACUACUGAGCUCACUCGAUCUGUUCAUCCAUCUACUGCCUAAGUGGAUUUCUCAGAUACGAUCAGUGUUACUUUUACGUUUCUUUUAUUCUUUGUUUCUAACGAAUUCACUUGUCUAUGGUAAUGAAUUAAAUCUGUUUGGGAUUUGGUAGAUACAUAUUUAUGCAAUUAUUAAUUCUACUCCCAUGAUUGUUCAAAACUAUUUACAAAAUGUUCUUACUCAAAAAGCUUUAUUUUUAUUUGCUCUUUCGGCAAAUCUUAUCCUCUGCCUUCUAAGAAUCAACGAUUAUAUUCAUGUAAACGCGUGGUUUUUGUUUAUGCCAUUUUGGUUAUGGAAUAUUCUAGUGUUUGGGGGUUCGAUCAUUUUAUUCCUGUUUAAAUCUCUCAAUUUAACCAAACUCUCUUUAUUCUAUUAUCUUUGCCAAAUUUCAAUACUUACAUUUCAAAUAUUUCUGUGUAUUAAACUAGAAAAAAAUGCAUUAAAUUGGUAUGUAGUCUUUAUACCAAUUUAUUGUUUAUGCGUUUUAGGAUUUUUGACAUUCACAAAAGCGUUUUGUGAGUUAACUGUUUAUGAUUGUGAGAAAUUUCUUGCAUUAAAUCUUCCAUGUGUCAUUUUAAUUGCCUUACGUUUAGAUAAUUAUAUUAAUUGGACAUGGGUUGUAGUGUUAAUACCAUUCUGGAUUAUAAUGGGAUUUUUGAUUGUAUUGCUGCUAUUUUUAGUUUGUAUGUUGUGCGGAUUGAGUCGUUUCACUCAGAAAGAUCUUCAUGAUAUUGUUUCAAUGAUUGGAUGCACAUCAAUUGCAUUUACUUUUCUCAUAUUCGUUGUUCUUUUGGUCUGCCGAUUAGAUAAUAUUAAACUGUUUACAUAUAAUGAAAUAUUCUUACCAUUAUUCAUUUGUGUUUUGUUUCUGAUGAUUAUGACGAUUUCUACAAACUGGUUAGUCAGCAAAUUUUGCGGAAAUAACAAUAGUUCUAGUGGAAGAAAUUGUUUAGUGGAAUAUACCUCCGGAUCUCGAUUAUCAGCAAAUACUUCGUUGGACCCUAUUCAAGGAGGAAAUACACUUGUUGCUAAUAUAAAUGUUUCACGUGAUAAGUAUUCAGAAGUUCAUCAGAAUCUUACAAAGAACACUGCUUCCGAACUGCCUGAAAAUAGUGUCGAAACGGUUAUCUCACUCAAUACAGAAACUCCUUGCAGUAAUUUACUAAUGAAAGACAAACAUUUUCUUCAUUCGAAUAAACCAAACCAAUGUAUGAUUAAAGAUGACUCUUUAUCACUUCCGGAUUAGAGUACCUAAAUCUAAUGACCAUCGUAUAUUGAUUUUACAAACAAUAUUCUUACAUUUGUAAUCUCAAAUACUGCUUAUCUAUUUAGUGCAAUUGUAGAGGACAAUGUUAUCUUACUGUAAUUUGUAAAACAUGUUUUAACUUUUUAUUUUUUGUAAAAAAGACGUUUAUUACAAUGAAUCUGCUUUAUUUGUAUUGAGAUUAACAGAUUUUGAGCGAUUUAUUAAAUCAUUAUUCAUGUUUGUGAAAUAAGUGAUAAAUUCUACUAUUCAUAAAGUUCAUUUAUGACUGAUACAAUUAUGAAAUAAAUCCCUGAGAAAAUGUUUUAAUAA